CGGCGGCUCGUGCUUGGACCGGGCUCUGGAUCCUGCUCGGCCCCAGGAUCCCGCUCAGCCGGCUGUUCCCGGCCAGCUGCGGCGCGCCCCAGCACCCCGCGUUCCCCGUACCCGCACUCGGCCCCUCAGAGGAGAGGCCAUGCCGCCGCGGCGCAGCAUCGUGGAGGUGAAGGUGCUGGACGUGCAGAAGCGGCGGGUGCCCAACAAGCAUUAUGUCUACAUCAUCCGUGUCACGUGGUCCAGCGGCUCCACGGAGGCCAUUUAUCGGCGCUACAGCAAAUUCUUUGAUCUCCAGAUGCAGAUGUUGGACAAAUUUCCCAUGGAAGGAGGACAGAAGGACCCCAAACAGCGGAUCAUUCCCUUUCUUCCAGGCAAAAUCCUCUUCCGACGGAGCCAUAUUCGGGACGUGGCUGUCAAACGCCUGAUACCAAUCGAUGAAUACUGUAAGGCCCUGAUCCAGCUUCCCCCCUACAUCUCUCAAUGUGAUGAGGUGCUGCAGUUCUUUGAAACAAGACCUGAGGACCUGAAUCCCCCCAAAGAGGAACAUGUUGGGAAAAAGAAAUCUGGGGGCGACCUGACCUCGGUGGAUCCCAUGGUCCUGGAGCAGUAUGUAGUGGUGGCAGACUACCAGAAGCAGGAGAGCUCGGAGAUCAGCCUCAGCGUGGGGCAAGUGGUAGACAUCAUCGAGAAGAACGAGUCAGGUUGGUGGUUCGUCAGCACCGCUGAAGAGCAAGGCUGGGUCCCUGCAACCUGCCUCGAAGGACAGGAUGGUGUGCAGGAUGAGUUUUCCCUACAGCCUGAAGAAGAGGAGAAGUACAUAGUCAUCUACCCAUACACAGCUCGUGACCAAGAUGAAAUGAACCUGGAGAGAGGAGCUGUGGUGGAGGUCAUCCAGAAAAACCUGGAAGGCUGGUGGAAGAUCAGGUACCAGGGCAAAGAGGGCUGGGCCCCAGCCUCCUACCUAAAGAAGAGCAGCGGGGAGCCUUUACCCCCAAAGUUGGGCCCUGGCUCACCAGCCCAUGCGGGCGUCCUCGAGCUGGACGGCGUCUCCCGGCAGCAGAACUCGGUGGGCCGGGAGAAGGAGCUGCUCAACAACCAGAGGGAUGGCCGGUUUGAAGGCCGCCCGGCGCCCGACAGUGACGUCAAGCAGAGAUCACCCAAGAUGAGACAGAGACCCCCUCCUCGCCGAGAUAUGACCAUACCUCGAGGUCUGCCCAAGCCUCCCAUCCCACCCCAAGUGGAGGAAGAAUAUUACACCAUUGCUGAAUUCCAGACCACCAUUCCUGAUGGCAUCAGCUUCCAGGCAGGCCUGAAGGUCGAGGUGAUUGAGAAGAACUUGAGCGGCUGGUGGUACAUUCAGAUUGAAGAUAAGGAAGGAUGGGCCCCAGCGACUUUCAUCGAUAAGUAUAAGAAAACCAGCAACGCCUCAAGACCCAACUUUCUGGCUCCCUUGCCCAGUGAGGUGACGCAGCUCCGGUUGGGAGAUGCAGCAGCAAUGGAGAACUGCACGGGCAGUGAAGCCGUUGGCCCGUCCCGGCCCCUACCCGAUGCACCACAUGGGGCUGUGGACUCCGCCAUGCCAUGGUCCAAAGACUGGAAGGGUGGUAAGGAGGUCCCAAGGAAGGCAUCUUCAGACACAUCCUCGUGCGCAGGCUACGAGGAGAUCUCGGACCCCGACCCGGAGGAGAAGCCCAGCCUCCCUCCGCGGAAAGAAUCCAUCAUCAAGUCCGAAGGGGAGCUGCAGGAGCGACAGAGGAUGGAGCAGCUCAGAGGUUCUUCGCCCAAGCCUCCUGGCAUGAUCUUGCCAAUGAUCCCAACCAAACACACGCCUCCAGCCCGGGACAGCAGGAGACCAGAGCCCAAACCUGACAAAAGCAAGUUGUUCCAGCUGAAAAAUGAGAUGGGGCUGGAGUGUGGCCACAAAGUAUUGGCUAAGGAAGUGAAGAAGCCCAACCUCCGACCUGUCUCCAAAUCCAAAGCUGAUCCACCGGAGGAGAAGCCGGAAGCUGUUCCCCAGAAUCCCUUCUUAAAGUCCAAACCUCAGGUUAGGCCAAAACCAGCUCCUUCCCCCAGGACAGAGCCAUCUCAGGGCGAAGACCAAGUGGACAUCUGUAACCUCAGGAGCAAGCUCAGGCCUGCCAAGUCCCAAGAGAAACCCUCGUUGGACGGAGAGAGCAGCCCUCAGGCUGGGGGAGGCCAGGACGUGGCCAUCAGCCGUGGCUUCCUCCCAGGGGAGGGGCCUAGCCGCGCCCAGGACAGGACGAGCAAACAGGAUGGGCUCAGCCCAAAGGAGACGUCCUGCAGAGCCCCUCCAAGGCCGGCCAAGACCGCAGAUCCUGUGCCUAAGAAUGUGCCAGUCCCUCUCCAAGAGGCUUCCCAGCAGAGACCUGUGGUUCCUCCUCGGAGACCACCACCUCCCAAGAAAACCUCCUCGUCGUCCAGGCCCCUUCCAGAGGUCAGAGGGCCGCAGCGGGAGCCCAACGAAGGCAAGGCAGCUCCUGUCCCAGGCCGGGCCCUGCUUGUCCCCCCAAAAGCCAAACCUUUUCUCUCCAACUCCUCAGCGGGGCAGGAUGACAUGCGAGGCAAAGGUGGGCUGGGGCCACGGAUGAUGGGCAAGAUGGGAGAAAACAAGGAGAAAGUGGCUGCAGCCCCCUUCCCCAGUGCAGACGGCCCCAAGGACUUGUAUGUGGCCGUGGCCAACUUUGAAGGAGACGAAGGUACCAGCAGCUUCCAGGAGGGGACGGUGUUCGAGGUCCGGGAAAAGAACAGCAGCGGCUGGUGGUUCUGCCAGGUCCAAAGUGGGGCCCCCUCCUGGGAAGGGUGGAUUCCUUCCAACUAUCUCAGAAAGAAGCCCUAGCCUGCUCCCUUCCUGCCUGGAAGUCCUGCACGACGCUGCCGGCUUUACCUAAAUAUUUAAUAUGCCUCUUAAUUUAUCAUCCUCCAUGCAACUUCAAAGGAAGGAAGACUGGAAUACUGUGGUUUCUUCCCUUCUCUGGGUGGAGAGGGAUCCCUCCCAUCACAGCAUCCCCUGGAGGCUCAGAGGCCACACCCCUUUCUCUCUACUCAGCAUCCCCGCCUUAAGGCCAGUGGCAUUGCCACCCAGCCUCCCUGCCCACCCAACAGCUGGACCAUGACUCUCUGAGGCCUCUAGGACGGGAAUCCAUCAUCUGGAGAAACUACAGAAAGGGUCUCUUGUUGCUCGAAUCAGGCAGAGUAUGGGGAGCCCCCCGCCCCGACUCAGCACCCCACCCAGUUCAUUCAUGUCAAGCAACUUGAUUCACUCAGUUUCCAAAAUGCCUGGUCCCGGGAAGAACUUCAUCCUGUAGAAGUCAGCUCCGUUGCCAGUUCCAGGGAGGUGGUGUCUUCCCCGAGGCCUCAGGUCCAUGGGCCUCUCAGGUUCAAGCAGAUGCAGCUGCCCCAGGAGUGGGCCCAUGCAGCCACCCUGCCUCUCUUCUGUGCUGGGACCUUGAUCAGUUCUAAAGGAGUGCUUCCAGCUCCAAGCAUGCUCCACUUUCCUGCUGCAGGCUGUGGUCCAACCCAGGGCUUUUAAACAAGAAUCCCCAGCCCGCUUUUGGGGGGGGGCCUUUCACUUCUGCCUACCUAGAGCAAGAAUCUCAAGGUUUGUUUGAAUAAGGGGACCAUUCACAAGCCACGCCCCUUGGGAAACCUAGGGGCGUGGCCAAACCCCAAGUACAGUGCCAAACGCUGUACUUGGCACUGCUGAACCCUCACAGCAGCCCUCUCUGAUACUAUUAUACCUGUUUUAUAGAUGAGGAAACUCGGGUUCAAUGGGCCCAAGGGCACACUAGCUGGGAAGAGGAGGAAAGGGGAUUUGCAUCCAGGCUGGCCUGACUUCCAUGCCUGUGCCCUUCCCCUGUAAGAGGCAAACCAGGCGGGGAGAGGGAGAUGCCAACUGGCUGCCCUGGGGUAUGCAUGUGGGGGCCGGGUGGCUGCUCCCACACCCAACACCCCUCCAACCCAUUGUAGCAUCUACUGAAGGCUGCCCUGGUCCCCAUAUGGUUGCUCCACACGGCGGCUGCCCAGGGUCCCGGUGCUGCCACAGAGCCCUGUUUCCUGCUCCUGUGAUGGUGCCCACCCCAGGGGAUACAACUUGUGGAGCAAAGGGAGCCAAGGUGGUCUCACAUGCCAGCCUUGAGGGACCCUGGUGGCUCAAGGGCCAGCAGCUGAGUCUCCAGCAAACUGGGCAAAGUAGGCAGUAGUCCCAUAAGGAGAUGGGGACCCGAGGGCCAGGCAGAACCUCCUGUCUCUCUCUACUGCUGUUUCCUGCUCCUCUCUGGCACUCAAACAGUAGUUUUUUUUUUUUUUUUUUUCCAUGCACUCUCUCUCUCUGUGGUCUCACUGGAAGGAACCCAGGGCAGCCCUCGCACCCGUUUUGACUGAUGUGGUUCACUGAGUCACGUACAGACGCAGCUACACUGCAGAACGAGAAUCAGGACCCAGGCUUUCUGGCUUCCAGCCCAGAGCUCUUGCCUGGGGUCCAGGCUGCCUUGCGGGGGUACGAAUACAGCACCCUUCCUCAUCCCACCCUACUCUGCAGGGCAAGAGGAAGUGGCCCUCUGGCCCUGCCCCCAGAGAUCUCUGAUGCAGAGUAGUCAUCUGCUGCCAUUGUUUGGGGACCACAAGGGCAGCUUUCCCAGGGAUGCUCACCGUCCACCCGUAGUGCCAGAAUUUAUGUGCAAACAGCUCUCUUCCCCUCUCCGCUCCCCUA
Kogia breviceps (pygmy sperm whale) is the source of this 4729-nucleotide messenger RNA. RefSeq names its product SH3 and PX domains 2B (gene SH3PXD2B). Gene Ontology annotation, biological process: superoxide anion generation. Lineage: Eukaryota; Metazoa; Chordata; Mammalia; Artiodactyla; Physeteridae. Gene Ontology annotation, cellular component: cytoplasm. Gene Ontology annotation, molecular function: protein binding; phosphatidylinositol binding; superoxide-generating NADPH oxidase activator activity. The record is from RefSeq and is a predicted model, not a curated record.